AGUUGUAUUGAUAUUAAUUCUUUAGCCUGUCUAGUAUUAGGUGAAAAAAACGGCACCAUUACUGGCAUAAACUGUACUGCCUUGUACCUGCCGGCUGCCACUAAAUGAUUUAACAAAACAUAACCUAAAUGCUCAUAGAUGAUAAGAAGUGUUACAUUGGUCUAAUGAUAUUUGUUAGACUGUUAUUGAAAGUGUAAUAAGUGUCGUAAAUCAAAUGAAAUUGAUAUAACUUUGGGCUCUUUAUUGCAGUAAAUCACAAUGAAUUACAAUUCUGCAAUGACUCUUCAGUAUGAUUGGGAUGAUGUACUAUGGAAAUUGGAAGGUGAAGCUUGGAUUUCAUACAAAGUAAAAGAUGAAAAGAGUAUCCAUGGUAAACUAAGAUGCACUCAGAUUGCUACAAAUGGAUUACCAAAGAUUACAGCAUCAAAUGGGUUUUCUGUUGAGAAAAUUUCUAAAGACUCUCUACAAGUGAAAUUUAAAGAUGCUCCAUUUGCAACAACAUUUAUUGCAGCUUCCAAAGUGUACUCCGGGAUUCAUAAAAAAGGUAUAAUUUCCCUGGGAAUUUCACAUAAAGGAUAUAGUGUUUCUGCCUGUAAAGACAAUCAGUUAGUUGUAUGGGACUUCAACCAAGGUGAAUUAAAGUGUACGCUGACGGGACAUGUCGGUGACGUAUACAAGUGCAAGUUCUUCCCAUCAGGAGUGGUGGUACUCUCCGGUGGGGCAGAUAUGCAACUCAAGAUCUGGUGUGCUUUAACUGGCACCUGUCCAGUUACCCUUGUUGGACACACCAUGGCUGUCACUGACUUCGACUUUAUUGGCAGGGGAAAGAAUGUUCUCUCUGUGAGCAAAGACGGUCUAGCCAAGCUGUGGUGCUGUGCCUCUUCCUCUUGUAUAGCAGAUCUUGUGAAACUGGGUUCUACCAUCAAUUGUUGUCAAGUGUUUACUGCUCCUGCGUCACUUCCUUUAGGUCAACCAGAAUCUGAACCAAGUGAUCAAGAAGUAGAUACCAAGGACAAGAUAGUACUGCUGGGAUGUGAAGAUGGGAGUGUCCACUGUAUAGCCAUCUUCAGUCGCAAGACACUGUUCUCAUUUAGUUGCAAGUCACCAGUCAACACUUUAGCCUUCAUUACAGACUCGCACUUUGUGGUCGGUUGUCAGAAUGGGGAGAUAUUGUUGUACAAUGUGGACAACCCCAAUGUUCCCGUUCAGUCUUGGUACGAGUCGAAUAGUGCAGUGUUGUGUGUGGUACGGCACGGAGAUGGAGGACACCUGAGUAGUCAUGCAGACGGUUCUGUCGUGUUCAGACACGUCAGACAUCCAGACAAACGGGUCGUACUCACUGGUCCCAACUGUGAUCCAGUCUAUCAGUUAUGCGCUGAACAACAGUUUGUCUACACGUGCAGCAGGGACGCUCUCAUCAGGAGGUACACAGUAGAACGGGUUAUUCACACCCUAUUAAACGAUCAACAAUAAAGUUGUCUCAUCUCAGUUUGUUUAAUGUAUAAUGUACUAUAUGACACUUUCAUUAAUCUAAUAAAGUUCUUAAAAAAAUAUAGUGUUUUCUUGUAAGUUA
This is a messenger RNA of Homalodisca vitripennis (glassy-winged sharpshooter), 1573 nucleotides long. Its product is annotated as proteasomal ATPase-associated factor 1-like. Gene Ontology annotation, molecular function: protein binding. The transcript is spliced from 7 exons. The coding region runs from base 259 to 1473 and encodes 404 amino acids. NCBI's taxonomy places the organism in Eukaryota, Metazoa, Arthropoda, Insecta, Hemiptera, Cicadellidae. The record is from RefSeq and is a predicted model, not a curated record.